AUGGCCUUCGUUCAUCCAAAGUCUUCUCCAUGUUCCAAAAGUGAAUUGGACUUAUUCACAGUACCACCAACUCAAGUAGAUGUAGAGAAAGGGUUUUGGAUAGACAUCAGACCUGUGGCUACAAUCGCCCAUCUMAGUCCAAUCGAGUUCCAGAUUGUGGGAACAGAAAAUUAUCUUGACUUAUCCAAAACCUUGUUUUUUGUCACCUUGAAAAUAACCAAAGCCAAUGGGGCUGACCUAGGCGACAAAGAGAAAGURGCAUUUGUUAAUUUGCCUGUGCAAAGUUUAUUCAAACAGGUGGAACUCUACCUCAAUGGUGUUUUAGUCACAAAAGCUUCAGGAACUUAUAGUUAUAAAAGCUACAUCGAAACCCUCCUCAACUAUGGUCCAGCAGCAAAGAAUUCAGCCCUCACAGGAUCUCUCUUCUACAAAGAUACAGCAGGUUCUAUGGAGGCCACCGAUCCUACAAGUGGCGGAACAAAUCAAGGACUUAAAACACGUUACACAUUUACAGAGCAGAGUUACAUUUGCGACAUGUGGGGACCAUUACACUGUGAUAUGUUUUUCACUGAACGUCUUUUGCUAAACAAUGUGAACGUCACCGUUAAACUCAUUCCUAAUACACCUGCCUUCGCCUUGAUGUCUGGAGAAACCUCUCCCAAUUAUAAAGUCAGCAUCCAAAAUGCGGUUUUGAAGGUUAGAGCUGUCAAAGUUAGCUCUGAGACUCAAGUCAAACAUUUGAAUCAGCUGAAUAAGGGUAUCAAUGCGAAAUACCCCAUACGUCGCGUUGAGUGUAAAACCUAUACCAUUCCUAGUGGAAAUCCUUCUAUUCACAUAGGGGAUAUAUUUAAUAAAAAUGUACCUCAACNAACUUAUGGCCUGGGAUGA
This is a messenger RNA of Exaiptasia diaphana, 888 nucleotides long. RefSeq lists its product as uncharacterized. Gene Ontology annotation, molecular function: ribonucleoside-diphosphate reductase activity, thioredoxin disulfide as acceptor. NCBI's taxonomy places the organism in Eukaryota, Metazoa, Cnidaria, Anthozoa, Actiniaria, Aiptasiidae. The coding region runs from base 1 to 888 and encodes 295 amino acids. Gene Ontology annotation, cellular component: cytosol. The transcript has a single exon. Gene Ontology annotation, biological process: deoxyribonucleotide biosynthetic process. The record is from RefSeq and is a predicted model, not a curated record.